Molecule: messenger RNA, 3546 nt
Organism: Phialemonium atrogriseum
Lineage: Eukaryota; Fungi; Ascomycota; Sordariomycetes; Cephalothecales; Cephalothecaceae
Product: glutamyl-tRNA amidotransferase subunit A
Exons: 8
Coding region: 1-3546 (1181 amino acids)
Molecular function (GO): catalytic activity
Source: RefSeq, a predicted model, not a curated record
AUGGCCCCUCCUCGCCGGUUUGCGAAUUAUCCCGGGCCCAAGGAGGCACCGACCGAAACCUUCGUUUACAAGCCCGACGAUGGCCAGAACCCUGUCCUUAGGGGUUGGCCGCUCGUCAUCGUAUCUGCGCUGGUCUGCAAGUCAACCUACCUCCAGAAGCUUCUGUGGGAGAACGCGGGAUUUGGCAAGCCGAAGGCAAUUCCCGGGCUGGACAAGGAACUCCGAAGGUUUGAUCCGGCCGUGAUACCACUUGCAGAUGGGACGUCACAAUCAUCUGAGCUUGAGGUUUCGCCAGAACUAUUCCAGAGGCAGCCCGAAGAUGUAGCUGGCCGCUUCUACUCCGCUGCGGACUACCAUGCGCUGUACAAGGCGGGCGAGCUCACUCCCCUCCAGGUGGCCGAGGCUCUGCUGCCCCUGAUUCGACGGGAUCUGGAAACCCCGUCCAAGUACGCGAAUGCCUGGCUGCAGACCAACGUGGACGAGGUCUUGAGCGCGGCUAGAGCCUCCACGGCACGAUGGGCGACCGGGAAGCCGCUGGGGCUGCUGGACGGUGUUCCCUUUGGCGUCAAGGACGACAUUGACGUCAAGGGCUUCGUCACCACGGCGGGCAGGAAAGUAGAUAAGUCUCACCCCGUUUUCAACAGCCCUGCAGAUCGGACGGAAUGGCCCGUCCAGAAGCUUGAGGAAGCGGGGGCCAUCAUGAUGGGCAAGAUGAACAUGCAUGAGCCAUCGACUGGGACGGCGACAAACUGGUACAACAAAUCAUAUUAUCCCGGUGGAUCAUCCUCUGGAGCGGGAUCGGCUCUCGGGGGUGGCAUAGUUCCUCUUGCCAUCGGCACAGACGCUGGUGGCAGCAUCCGUAUCCCAACAUCGUUCAACGGCGUCUACGGACUCAAAGUCACGUUUAACAGGACGGGCACGAGAAAUUCUACCAUGUGUGUCGUCGGGCCCAUGUCGGCGACGGUGGACGACCUUACCGUCGCAUACAGGCUCAUGGCCCAACCAAACCCAGAAGACCCCGUCCAGUCGCUUUUCGCGCCAUCCUUGUUGCCCGACCCAUCGGCAAAGAAGUACAUAGGAGUCCACAGGGAAUGGCUCAACCGAUCGAGCCCCGACGUGCUCGAGACGGUCCAGAAAGCCAUCGACUACCUCUGCUCACAGCGCGGCUACGAAACGGUCGACAUCCAGCUCCCUUACCUAGAAGAGGGGCAGCUCGCCCACGUGGCGACGUGCCUGACCGAGGGCGCCGACGACGCCAAGACGUGGUCCACGGGCGGGGCGUCUUCGACGAAGAACGGCAUGUCGCUUCUCAACUCGCCCAACCGGAUGGUGCUGGCGAUCGGGUCGCACAGCCACGCGACCGACUACCUCAAGUACGCGCAGCUGCGGCAGGUGGUGAUGCGGCACAUGGCGGCCCUCUUCGAGCGGCACCCGGGCCUCAUGAUGGUGACGCCGACGGCGCCGCUGGCCGGCUGGCCCGUCCACCCGGGCGACCAGGCGUACGGCGUCAGCGACGGCAACACGUCGGUGCUCAACAUGACGUACUGCUGGUUCGCCAACACCACGGGCCUCCCCGCCGUGACGUGCCCGGCCGGCUACGUCGCCGCCGCCCAGGGCGAGGGGAGCCUGCCCGUCGGCAUCAUGGCCGUCGGCGAGUGGGGCGCCGAGGAGCAGCUGCUGGGCUUUGCGCGGGAGGCGGAGGCGUACCUGGGCCAGGCCUACCCCGGCGGCAGGCUGCGGCCGGCCGAGUGGGCCGACGUCGUCGGGCUCGCUAAGGAGAAGCAAAUUUGCCACCGCCUGUACGUUGAAGAGAAGAAGUCGCUGGAUGAAAUCGCCGAGUAUUUGAGGUUGCAUCACAACUUCACGCCCAGCAAACGCGCCCUGCUGAGCCACUUCCGAAAAUGGGAGUUCCCCUCCAAGCAGAACCCGGCGUACAAGAACGCGGCGCUGGUGGACCGGAUCCGGGAGCUAUGGGAGCAGAACGUGGUGCAGAAGGAGAUGCUGCGCAUGCUCCAGGAUGAGGGCUUCGAGGUCUCCAUGCGCGAGCUGUCGCGCGUCCGCACAAAGAACCGCUGGCUCCUGCGCGAGCCUACCGAGGCGCGCAAGAGGAAGAUCAUGCCGGGCCGCAGGCAAUCGACUGUCGACCGGACCGAAUCCGACGAAGAGGAUGCCGACUCCGACGCCUCCGACGAAGAUGAUGGCGCGGGCGACGGGGCUGGCGCGGGCAUCGUCGGGGCCGCGGAGGACGAGCUCGACCCGGUCCAGCUGGAGAGGAGGGAGCAGCGGAGACGGGAACUGGCGAUCGAGUCGGCGGAGAAGUGGGCGGCCAAGAAGAGGCGGCGGAGGACCCGCGACUGGGCCGGACUGCCUGCCGAUCCGCCGGGCCCGCCGCGCUUCCCGUCGGAAACGACGCUCGAGGAGAGCAAGGCCAUCUUGGAACUCGACGCCGAGCGCUACAGGUACUUCCGGGAGAGGUUCCAAAAGAUAUGCGAGGACGCCGGGGUGAUCAAGAAGACGCUUGCGGGACCCGAGAAGUGGGAGGCAGCCAAGGAGCAGCUGGUGCGGGAGAUGGCGCACCUGCGGUCGCUGCUGUGGGACAAGGAGGGCCUGGAGUCCAAGCGGCUCGCGAUAGACGUCAUCUGCUGCGACGUGACGAAGCGGAUGCGCACGGCCGGGAAGCAGAUGACGCUCGCGGCGGCCAAGAACAUGCUCGGCAUGAACCCCGAGGAGGCGCGGGAGACGCGGUUCGCCUUCUACCGGAUCCUGGCCGCCGACAAGUUCGCCGGCAAGCUGGAGUCGGGCGAGGAGCGCUGGAACGAGCUGAAGCAGAAGUGGCUCGACGAGUCGGCGCUGCUCCAGAGGAUCCUCGCGUCCCAGGAUGAGGAGCCGAGCCGCGCGGACAGAACUAGGGCUAUCGACAUGCUUGCGCGCGACGUCAGGAAAAGGUACAAGGAUGACAUAACCAAGGGCAGGGAGAAGAAGCUACCACCGGCGACGGACACGGGGACUGGGCAGUCGGUGGGCACCCCGUCGAGCGACCAGAGCCCCGGCGCCCGCAGGAGGGCGGGAGUCAUGCCCGGCCAACCGGAUCUGUCCUCCAUCGAUCCCAACCUGGGAUCGUCAAUGCUCAUGGCCCCGGAUGGACAGGCGGGCUAUGCCGUAGGCCAGCAGUUCGUGCCGCAGUACCCGCCAGCGCAGGCGUCGCAGGUGUACCACCCGGCCGGGCCGCCGACGGGGCCCACCACCAGGUUCGCCAUCUACUUCCGGCUGCACCCGACGUCGACUGUCGUGGCGGUGCCGCCGAUGUGGAUAUCGAUGUUGGGGUCCCGGUCGGUCGAGGAGCUGCGGAGCGCGGCGGUGGCCAAGUUUCCCGGGGCGGUGUGCCUCGCGGUGGAGGGCCUGGUCAAGGACGGCAAGGGCGGCGAGGUGCCGCUGCAGAUCCGGGGGGACGCCGAGCUGGAGGCCUACCUCGACCACGUGCAGAGCAUGCAGGGGGGUGCGCCGUCCUUCAGCGUGCACCUUGUGCGCGGGUGGAAUACUAGCUAG